AUGCAAAAGAAACGUCUGGAAUCAUCUUUUUGUAGUACAAGUACAGUGCCAAGUAAGAAGAUUGCAGAUGCUAAGCUUGCAAAGGACUUUCAAGCUGUGUUGAAAGAGUUUCAGAAAGCUCAACAAACAGCUGCUGAAAGAGAAACAGCUUAUACUCCUUUCGUGCCUCCAUCCGCCACUCCUUCUAGCUAUACAGCGAGUGAGGAAAAGGUCCCGGAACAGAGGGCACAAGUUAUGGAGUCAAGAAGACAGGAGCUUGUGUUGUUAGACAAUGAGGCUGUGAUCAAAGAAAGGGAGAGUAAAGGAAGAGUCUUUGCAUUGCAAGACGAACCUGAGGUAGCUCGUGUUUGGUUACCAAACAGCGAUUCACCUGGUUUAGCAAUGGCUCGAGCUUUUGGCGAUUUUUGUCUCAAAGAUUACGGUUUAAUCUCAGUCCCAGAUAUCAACUACCACCGCCUAACAGAACGAGACCAUUUCAUUAUUCUUGUUAGCGAUAGGGUAAAUACAAUCCUUCAACCUUCCAUCGCUUGUCACUAA
Messenger RNA from Thlaspi arvense, 537 nucleotides. The record is from the annotation of a GenBank genome assembly. NCBI's taxonomy places the organism in Eukaryota, Viridiplantae, Streptophyta, Magnoliopsida, Brassicales, Brassicaceae.